GAACCCGAUAUAUAUCUGCUGGAAACCCUAGCUCGGUCUCAGGCUCUCAGCAAACCCUACACCCGUCUGUUCUCGUCGUGGCGGCCGCCCCCCAUUCCCCAUCCUUGUCGCCGUGACGCCUGACGCCUUCUCCCCGGACCCCGAUCCGGCUCCGGCAAUCCCACGCCCAGGCUGUCCAGCUCCAGGCUCCACCGCUCCAGCACGACAGCACCACCAGCGCCGCCCUGCCCCUGUCCCUACUCCCUAAUCCCACGCGGCCACACCCAGGUCCCAGGAACCAGCACUAGGAACCAGCCGGCGUCCACUCCGUCCAGCGGAAAUUCGAAACCAGCGUCCAGCACUAGGGUGAACUGGCUGUUUGGACCCGUUCUUUAUCUUGCGUCGUUCAGCCGGCGUCCUCUCUCUCUCUCUCGUGGCGACGACUGGGCGACCUCCCCGCCCCCGCUGCUCUACGCCAGGUGCCCAGGUCUUCGUCGGGCCCUUCGCCGAAGAGCAGCCAACAGCUUAGGUUAAAAUCAAAAAAAUUUGUCGGGCGGAUAAUACAAGGCCUACACCAGAAGGAAUACCCUUUGUGCGACAGGCGAACAGCUGUCUCUCUCUCUGCAGUGUUAUUUGGUUUAUUAUAUGCAGUUGCAGGGGAGAAAACUAAGGCAUGUUCACUGCAGCUAGAAGCACAGCCGCAGCAGAUGCAGCAGGCUUCUUAUACAGUAUUUGCAGCUUAGAAGUUGGAGUGGCAGCUGCAGCUAGCUGCAGCAAACACUCCUAACAAUAAUAGUGGAGAGAGACUUUCAUGCUGUUUAAAUUUAGGUGAUUUUUGGGAAUUAACUUGCAGAUUUAUUAAUUAUUAUAUAGGUAAAAAGUGUAGUAUCAGUUACUAGGAGCAAGAACUUGCCCUGAUGACACAGUUAUUUUGGUUUUUCUCCUAAUAUUUAACCUUUUGAGUAAGUGUGCAGAUUAGGUCUUAAAAAGGGAUUGCGAUUAAGAUUUUAUUGCCAGAGCCUGAGCUGUAGAAUUUUCCAUUUACACACGUGACUGUACAGGGGGUAAACUUGCAGGAAUAUUACUUGGUGUUCCUAUAAGAUACACAUGCUGUGAACCCUGAUUUGUUUUAGCUGCUUUUGUUCGUUUUUGUCUACUUAGCCUUGCACACUGAGGACCUUUAUUGAGGUUGCCGGUCUGCGAGUUGAAUCAUGGCGGAGCACUUGGCUUCGAUCUUCGGCACUGAGAAGGACAGGGUCAACUGCCCUUUUUACUUCAAGAUUGGGGCCUGUCGUCAUGGGGAUCGCUGCUCUCGUCUGCACAACAGGCCAACUAUAUCACCAACUCUUGUGCUUGCUAACAUGUAUCAGCGCCCCGAUAUGAUAACCCCUGGAGUUGAUGCUCAAGGCCAACCUAUUGACCCUGAGAAGAUGCAGGAGCAUUUUGAGGACUUCUAUGAGGACAUCUAUGAGGAGUUGGGGAAGUUUGGUGAGAUUGAGAAUCUGAAUGUUUGUGAUAACCUUGCUGACCACAUGAUUGGGAAUGUCUAUGUCCAGUUCAGGGAGGAAGAGCAAGCAGCCGCAGCAUACAAUGCUCUUCAGGGGCGCUUUUACUCUGGCCGCCCUAUAAUUGUUGAGUAUUCUCCUGUGACCGACUUCCGUGAAGCAACCUGUAGGCAGUUUGAGGAGAACAGCUGCAACCGUGGUGGCUACUGUAAUUUCAUGCAUGUGAAGCAAAUUGGCAGGGAUCUCAGGAGGAAGCUGUAUGGGCGUUCUGCUUCCAGGAGGUACCAUGGGAGAAGCCGAAGCCGAAGCCCGCCACCACAAAGGAGGGGCCACCGUGACCGUGAUGACUACCGUGGUGGCGGCGGUGGUGGAAGGGGAAGAGGUAGCAGGUAUGACAGGUACGAUGAUGGAGCCGGCAGAGGUGGCAGGCAUGACAGGUAUGAUGAUGGAGCAGGCAGAGGCGGCAGACAUGACAGGUAUGAUGAUGGAGGAAGGCGCAGGCAUGGUAGCCCCCCAAGGCGUGCAAGGAGCCCAGUCAGGGAAAGCAGCGAGGAGCGAAGGGCCAAGAUUGAGCAGUGGAACCGUGAACGAGAGGGAAAACAGUGAGGGCUACUGUUCGCCGGACUCUCUCAUCCCUAUAUUCUAAGUAUGCUUGUGUGGAUGACAUUCUGCCUGGCUAAGUAAAACCUUUUUAAGAUCAGGAUUCCUCGGUUCAUUUUAUGGUUAAACCAGACAUCAUUUGUUUCCAUCUGUGUUGUGUCGGAUCCUUUGCUAUUAUGUUAUUUUGACAAUUGGUGUCAAAUCUUUUGAGGUGUGCUAUUAGCUUAUGAUGAUGUCAGUUGUGGUUUGUCACUAGAUUUGCCAUUUGGCUUUCA
This is a messenger RNA of Zea mays, 2359 nucleotides long. RefSeq names its product splicing factor U2af 38 kDa subunit. The record is from RefSeq and is a predicted model, not a curated record. The coding region runs from base 1191 to 2090 and encodes 299 amino acids. Gene Ontology annotation, cellular component: U2AF complex. Lineage: Eukaryota; Viridiplantae; Streptophyta; Magnoliopsida; Poales; Poaceae. The transcript has 3 exons. Gene Ontology annotation, biological process: mRNA splicing, via spliceosome. Gene Ontology annotation, molecular function: RNA binding; metal ion binding.